This is a messenger RNA of Epinephelus moara (kelp grouper), 2272 nucleotides long. It is a transcript of the gene nedd4l, whose product is annotated as NEDD4 like E3 ubiquitin protein ligase. Gene Ontology annotation, molecular function: protein binding; transcription coactivator activity. The record is from RefSeq and is a predicted model, not a curated record. Lineage: Eukaryota; Metazoa; Chordata; Actinopteri; Perciformes; Serranidae. The coding region runs from base 296 to 2272 and encodes 658 amino acids. The transcript is spliced from 22 exons. Gene Ontology annotation, cellular component: nucleus; cytoplasm. Gene Ontology annotation, biological process: hippo signaling; positive regulation of transcription by RNA polymerase II.
CAAGUGUCAAAACGUUUCGGGGGAUAAGCUCGGAGUUGACAAAAGCGAUCUGUCUCAGUUGAAACAUUUUGGACACUGUUUUUUUUAUAUUCCAGGCUUUGUCCUGGGUUGACCACGCUGGCGAGGAUUACGUUAUCCGCCUGAGAACCGAACCGCCGUGCCGUGACUAGGACUUGGUCUCACCGUAGACUUGACCACCGCCGCACGGCAGAGAGGGGAAAGUGGGACUUUAUUGUUCAAGGCUAGCUAACUAGCUUUGCUUGUUUUUGUGUGCAUAGCGUGGACCGCAGGAUAUAUGGCUGCGAAUUACGAGCCGGUAUAUGGACUAUCAGAAGAUGAGCAUGAAACGAGAGUGCUGCGGGUUAAGGUCAUUGCAGGAAUGGAUCUGGCGAAGAAAGACAUCAUUGGAGCCAGCGAUCCCUACGUCAAACUGUCCCUCUAUGUUGCGGAUGAAAACAAAGAGCUUGCCUUAGUCCAAACAAAAACCAUUAAAAAGACCCUCAAUCCCAAAUGGAACGAGGAAUUCUACUUCAGAGUGUGUCCGCAGAAUCACAGGCUACUCUUCGAGGUGUUUGAUGAAAACAGAUUGGCGUCUUCCAAGAAUGGCCUUUUUCAUCUCACACAGACCAGAGAUGAUUUCCUGGGACAGGUUGAUGUUCCUCUCAGUCAUCUGCCGACAGAGGACCCGGCUAUGGAGCGGCCCUACACAUUUAAAGACUUCCUGUUGCGGCCCAGAAGUCACAAGUCCAGGGUGAAGGGUUACCUGCGUCUGAAGAUGGCCUAUCUGCCCAAACAAGGAGGACCUGAGGAAGAAGCUGGAGAGAUUAGGGAGGAGGCUGAGGGAUGGGAUGAGUCUGCAGACUCAGGCUCGCAGCGACCCCAGCAGCUGCUUCCUCCAUUGCCCCCAGGCUGGGAGGAGAAGGUGGACAACCUGGGACGCACCUACUAUGUCAACCACAACAACCGCAGCACACAGUGGAAACGGCCCUCCAACAUGGAAGUGAUCGCAGAGACUGAGAGUGAUAAUCAGCAGCGGCAGAUCAAUCAGGAAGCCCACCGUGUCUUCCGUUCGAGACGCCACAUCAGUGAAGACCUAGAGAACGAGCACCUGGAGCCCAGGGACAUGGACAAUUCCUGGGAGCUCAUCACAGAAGAGGAUCCUAACGACAGUCUGGCCCAGUCGCUGCCUGGCCCCUCCUCCAUCCUGACACCACAACUACCACCAACGCCCGUCACCCAGGAGUUCUCUGAAGACUUAAAUCUGAGGCUGUCACUCACUCCCGAUACCAACGGUGAAGUGCCAGGGCCCAGCUCUGCUCUGAGCCAGUUGUCAAACAGACUCCGAUCCUCGAGUAUGACGGAUGGUGUCAGUGAUCAGGCCCAGGCUCCUCCUCUCAUGCAGGGUUCCCAGACCAGAAGAACGAGAGCUCAAACAGUCUCAGGUGGUGAGGAGUCUAUGUCUCCCUCGGCGACUGCUUACGCCUUGACCACCCCUGGCCUGCCCCCUGGAUGGGAGGAGAGGAAGGACGCCAAGGGACGAACUUAUUACGUCAACCAUAACAACCGCACCACUACCUGGACUAGGCCAAUUGUGCAGCUGACUGAAGAUGGAGCCAGCACCUCAGCAGCAGCAGCAGCAGCGUCAGGAGGAGCCUCGGCCCUGGCCACCCCAUCCACCCCCUCCUCCUCUUCCAAUGCCUCCAACAACCACCUCCAUGAGCCCCAAGUCCGACGACCUCGUAGCCUCAGCUCCCCUACUGUCACCCUUUCCACCCCCUUGGAGGGAGCUAACAACAUCCAGGUGCGGAGGGCUGUAAAGGACACGUUUUCCAACCCGCAGUCUCCCCAGCCGUCCCCUUACAGCUCCCCAAAGUCACAGCCCAAAACACAGCAGAGCUUCCUGCCCCCAGGCUGGGAGAUGAGGAUAGCCCCCAACGGACGGCCUUUCUUCAUCGACCACAACAGCAGAGUCACCACCUGGGAGGAUCCCAGGUUGAAAUAUCCAGUCCAUAUGAGGAAUAAGAACUCAAUGGAGCCUGGUGAACUCGGUCCUCUUCCUCCUGGAUGGGAGGAGCGAGUUCACUCAGACGGACGCACCUUCUACAUUGACCACAAUACAAAAAACACGCAGUGGGAGGACCCUCGUCUGCAGAGUCCGGCUAUCACAGGACCUGCCGUUCCCUAUUCCAGAGAGUUUAAGCAGAAAUACGACUACUUCAGGAAGAAGUUGAAGAAACCGCACGGCAUGAACGACGGCCCCAGUGGGGGAUAA